AUCAAAUGGAAAACCAAAUAUUAACGACUAUGUCUGCACUAUGUGUGAAAGUAUAAGCAGUAGCAUUGAAACAGAGAUUAUUUUAUAUGUGUUUAUAACGAACACUUGCCUGUUUAAAUACCAACAGCACCUAACAGUGCUUUUACACCUAAAAUAAAACUUAUAUUAAAAAAAAAGGUGAUAAUUAUUACGAAGCAGCCACAUGGAUUAUCUCUUCGGGGAUUGAUGUGCUCCGAGCUCGUGAUUUGUUAUUUUUUCGGGGCUAUAUCCUAAAUAGCACCCUUCUCCCUAUAUAGUGUGCUGAAAUGAUAGCCGGAACACCCUUCCUAGGGCACCAUAAUAUGAAUCAGGGAGCUGUUUCGGCUUAUCCCAGAUGCUGAGUCCGGAAUGGCACACUACCGUACUAAAUAGGGUGUCAGAAAUGCUGCGUGCCUCUGUAUCAUAGCUACUAUCUGUAGAUACUACGUAGUACGAGAGUAUGUAGUAGGAGAGACCUUAGAGAGAGCACCGUUUCUGGCGUUGGAGAAAUACAUCACGUAAGACAGCAAUGACAGUUUAACUAUUAGAACUUUUUACACUAGUCACAGUCUGUGUUGGUUGAUAGCAUGAAUGAUGGAGGUCUCCACAAGGAGGAUGCGAAAUCUGGCGCCAGCAAGGCCACUGCGCAGACUAAAUAGUAAUCAAGUGGUGCAGGCAGAUGUAGUGGCUGAGCCUGUGGAGAAGCCAACAGAAAGACCACUAAACAUGAUAAGAGUGGAGCAUUUUUAUGAAAUUCUCAAGCUGCACAGCCAAAGUCAAGCACCUGCCAAACCAGAGAGAAUAUCAUACAGCAGAGACUUCUUGAUCAAGUUGGCAAAUUCACCAAUGGCAAAGAAAAAACCUGACUUUCUACCAGAUCACCCAAUAGUUCUGAACAAGGGGAGGGAACCAGACACAUACAAGUUGUUUGGCAACAACUGUGCUAAAGGGGACAUGUUGCCUGAAUAAUGAUUCAUCUCGAUGUUGGAGUUUCAACAGAUUGUUCCAUCUUUAACAUGUAAUAAUGAAAAGCUAAGAAGCAAUGAGAAUUUCUACUCGGAAAAAAACUUUACAGUAAUGUAUGUCAUUAUCUUUGUGGAAAUGGUUCAACCUCAGAGCCUUGACAAGGCUUUUGGAUAAGUUUCCAUUUGGACCUUUGACAUUACUUAAUUUUGGCAUUUAGACCAUAUCCAGCAGUUUCCAAUUUCAGUGUAAAGUGUGUGGUCUGUAAUACUUACUUACUAACGAACACUACAAUGACCUUUUGUGACUUUUUUUUUUUUUUCAUUCGAAGUGGAAUACUAACAGAGGUUUGAAUUUUGGAAUGUAGUAUAGAGUUGUGCUGCACUUUGUCCCUGAGGAGACUGUGUGCCUGGGGUCUACAGUAUGCAAAGUUUACAUGAUUCCACUAUUCCAGAUUAGACUAAACUUCCUGCACAUAUUUAUUUGCCAAAACAGACCUUGCUGCUUGUAUGUCAGUGUGCCUAACUGUAAAUAAGGGGAAUAAAGGGGUUUGAGUUCUGUGCAAGCAUUCUGAGCUGUGUCAUUUUGAACAUGGUACCUUUCAGUUACCAAAGUCAAUGCAUGCACUCAUUUUAUUUUUUGUUUGAAAUGUAUCUAAAAGGAAUAUUUGUACAUAUUGUAUUUUGUAACUGUUUUUGUGUGUUUUGGUGAAACUUAGUAUAAACCAACUGUGUUAUAGUCUUGAAAAACAAAUACAAGUCUUAUGCAAGAAAGUUUUUAGUUGUGAAAUUAUUCCACUUUGACCUGUUAGGGAGAAAAAUAUAGAUGACAUUUUGGUUUUCAUCUCAUGAUUGUACUGUGUGUGGGUAAAUGAAGGCGUAUUCCGUGCAAGAACCUUAUUCUAGAUAAUGAAACUCAGCACUUUCCAUAUUGAAUUCGUUAGUGAGGUGUGCAACUGUGGUCAGAUUGAAAGUCUGCACCUACAACGAUGUUUUGUAAAUGACAUCAUUGGUAAGCAAUUGGCUAUCAUAGUUAUAACCUGUGUUGCUUCUUUUUUGGUCUAGCUAAUGUGAAUGUUAUAAAGGUGCACAGUUUCCUUCCUAAACCCUUCUAACCAAAAAAUCUAGGAAAUUCUUUAUUUGGUUCAUACAGUAUAUGGCCAAAAGUUUGUGGACACCUGACCAUCACUCCCAUAUGUGGUUCUUCCCCAGACUGUCGUCACAAAAUUGUAAGCACACAAUUGUCUAGAAAGUCUUUGUAUGCUGUAGUAUUAAUAUUUCCCUUCGCUGGAAUUAAGUGGCUCAAACUCGUUUCAGCAUGACAAUGCCCCUGUGCACAAAGUGAGGUCCAUUAAAACAUGGUUUGCCAAGGUUGGAGUGGAAGAACUCAAGUUUCUUCUCUUGUGGCUGAAUGAGCACAAAUCCACACAGCCACACUCCAAAGUCUAGUGGAAAGCCUUCCCAGAAGAGUGAAGGUUAUUAUAACAGCAUAAGGGCACUAAAUCUGGAAUGGGAUGUUCAAAAAGCACAUAUAAGUGUGAUGGUUAGCCCUGCUGAAAACAACAAUAGAAACCCUCAUAGAAUUUGUAAUGGUUUUAAUGGUUAUAAUGGGAGUUGUAUUGGUUUUAAUGGAAACUGGAAUGGUCCCUGUGGGUCUCUACUGGUCAUUUGUUGCCUUCUAUUGGUGGCAUGUUAUGUCUAAUGGAUACCAUUAGAGACCAGUAAUGGUUUUAAUGGUUAGCUGAUGGUUUGUAAUGGUAUUUGUAGUGGAAAGCAUUAGAAUUUCUGUGAUGGUUUCUACAGAUUUUUUUCAGCAGGGAUAUGUGUUGUCUACAAAUCUUUGGCCAUAUGGUGUAUAUCUGGAUAAUAUUUAAAUUUUAGUUGCUGAUUACAGUGUGAGAGAUUUGAAUUUUUUUCUUCAGCAUCUGUUGUAGCAUUUAGUUCAUGUUUCAUUACAAAAACAAAAAACUACUGUUGCAGCAUAACAGAUUUUCUGCUAAUGUUAGCUUUGUCAUAGCCACCACGUUUCUGUAAAUUGGUUGUAAAUAGUAAAAUGAGUAACUAAUGUCUCAAAAAUGUAAUUUUAAAUAACUCUAUUUUACUUUUAUUGUUUGGGUUUUAUGAAGUUUUGUGAAUUUAUUAGUAUUUGUGAUAAGUUGUUAAUGUUAGCAUAAGAGACAAGGCUAG
Messenger RNA from Pangasianodon hypophthalmus (striped catfish), 3167 nucleotides. It is a transcript of the gene gra, whose product is annotated as granulito. Gene Ontology annotation, molecular function: eukaryotic initiation factor 4E binding. The record is from RefSeq and is a predicted model, not a curated record. The coding region runs from base 610 to 987 and encodes 125 amino acids. NCBI's taxonomy places the organism in Eukaryota, Metazoa, Chordata, Actinopteri, Siluriformes, Pangasiidae. Gene Ontology annotation, biological process: negative regulation of translational initiation. Gene Ontology annotation, cellular component: cytoplasm. The transcript has 7 exons.